GCAAAGGCAUUGCGGUUGUCCAAGGGCAGAGGAAGGUCGACAUUAAUGUGCCAAAGUAACACCUCACGGCUAACGAAAACGACGAGCAACCCAAGUCCUGCCCCUGUUCAAGAUGUUGAUGAUGACUUGUUUUCGGGAUUGGAUUGGGACUCUUUGGACGCUGAGGCUGCCGUUGUGACGGAGGAGCAAACAUCUGUGAAAGAUAAAAAAACCCGAUUUGCCCCCGAGAAACGCAGCAUUGUACCAGCGAAGACGAAUUCAGAUCAACGGCCUGCUAGAAGGAACGACACACCCAUAUCCGCUCCAGCACUUGAGCACUCUGUUCUUGUUAAAACUGCGUCCAAGAUGGUGCCUCGUCCCUCUGUGGUCGACUCUCUUACUGAACGCGUUCCCAAGACAGCAGCUCAAACACCUGUUGUCGACCUUACUACAAUACUCGGUCCCGAGACGACGCCUCAAUCACCUGUAGAUAAGUUUGUUGCUAAAGCCGUCCCAAAGGUGACACCUCGCCCAGUCGUGAUCGAGGCGCCUACUUCUUCCCCCGACUUCUUCGAAGAAAUGGACAUCGUACACGGUCGUAUGGACGAGCGCCUCCGCGUUUCCAGACCGCCACCUCCUGCGAAACCUACCAAAGCCGCCCAGCGUAAACGUGCAACUCCCAAAACGCCGAAAGAGCCACGACAGCCCAAGGCCGCUCGCGCCAAAGCUACGCCGAAAGCGAAGCCAUCCGAUCCCACCCCAGCUCCCGCCCCUAUUUCCAAAUCAGCAAAAACAGCAGUCUCAGCAAAGCCUCCGAAGCCACCAAAAUACACACACCUUGAACCUGACCUGAUAGAAGGCCCACCGCCCCUACCUGCAGUACCUUCCCCAACUAAAGACUCACCCACAGCCCGCCCCUUCCGCCGCGUGGUCUCCGAGAACGACGUACCAAUCCCCUCGACAGCAGGCGCGUGGGAAGAACUAAAUGCGGCCGCAACCGACCUCAUCUCCAACCCCCCGAUUCCGGCUCCUGCGAAACCCAAACGCAAGCUCCAGCGCUCCAAGAGUCUUGCUGUAGGUACUGGAGCGAAGAAACUCAAAGUGGCGGUUGUGGAGAAGGAAAGGGAGCCCAUUCUUCCUCCGCCCCCACCUAUAGAUCACGACGUGGGAGCGUGGAGCACAGAGGCGUGUGACUUGUUUGAUUGGAGGCCGCCGGGGUGGAGGGACGAGGAGGGCAAUGAGGUUGGGAAGAGCGGGAUGUUGGUCGGGGUUGGGUGAUGUUAAGGACGUAAAGGGUGCGGCCAAGGACAAACUAAGCUGACAUGAGAUGGAUGCGAUGAGACGGAAGGUAUGAUAUCGAAUGGUUUAUCUUUAGCUGGGAUGAUUACGUGUAAGGGAUACGCUGGAGGUGGAAUGGGUGAGAUCUAUGUUACGAUACCCUUUCUUCACGUAUCUCCAGGUCAAUAUCAAUACCACUCAUUGGAAGAACCACUUUAGAAGCAUUACGUGCAAGCUCUCGCGCCU
Molecule: messenger RNA, 1503 nt
Organism: Mytilinidion resinicola
Lineage: Eukaryota; Fungi; Ascomycota; Dothideomycetes; Mytilinidiales; Mytilinidiaceae
Exons: 1
Coding region: 46-1257 (403 amino acids)
Source: RefSeq, a predicted model, not a curated record